GACAGGUUCAUCGACUACAAAGUAUCUAAUCGUGCUUACACGCUCUAGGAUGCGGCGCCGAAGCUAAUGGUCUUGUGAUGCUCUUCAUAUGCUGGAGCGGAUUAUAUUGACGGCGACCGCGAUAAUGGAAACAUCUCAGUCAGGUAUCCUGUGAACGAUAUACGUUCGAACCGAGACGUCAUGCCUUCUCGAACAGACCUCGCCGCAAAUAGCUUCUCUUGUUUGUUGCGCCUCUUGUGCAGCGAUAUAAGAGAGUCGUUCACAAGCUAGUCUGGAUGAUCAACUCGCCAAUCUUCGGCGACAACUAGUGAACAUGGACUUGAUCCACGAAAUGGUCACCAGCAUGUCCGUUUCUCCCCUGUAUCUGACUCUCUUGGCUUUGGGUGCUAUUCUUCUAUCCUACGUUGUGCCCUACCUUGUGAAUACAAAUGGACUUCGCUCGUAUCCAGGUCCUAUCUUCGCAAAGUUCACCAGCGUUUGGCUGGCCUGGAUCAUCAAGCGAGGCCGCUGGUCGAAGACGGUGGAAGAACUCCAUCGAACGCACGGGCCGUUUGUUCGUCUAUCGCCGAACCACAUCUCCGUCGCUGACCCCAAUGCAUUCAAUCCGGUCUAUGGACAUUCGUCCGGUGCGAUGAAGGCUCCCUUCUACGACGCAUUCUCCAACUUUCGCAAACGGACCGUCUUCAACACGUGCUCACGCGCGGAGCACGCACGCAAACGUCACGUCGAGUCUCAUAUGUUCGCACCGCAAAGCGUACGUGCGCUCGAGAGCACUUCACGCGUGCAUGUAGCCGAGCUGCUGCGGCAAUUCGAUGCACUCUGUUCACGUGUCGAGAAGGCAGCCAAGGGCGAAUCUAUGACGGGGCGGCAAGGUUCAAGCUUGUGGUCUGUACGAGACGGUCGUGUGUGGUUCAGUUGUAUGGCUUGGUACGGCUUUAGGUCGUUUGAUACUAUCGGUGAUUUGUCGUUCGGCUCUCCUUUCGGCAUGCUCCGCGCGGGCAACGAUAUCACGAAGAUCGCAAAGUCGCCACAGAAAGGCCUGCAGGCGUUCACGCUUGUGUCCUCCGGUGUGGAACCUGAGAAGUUGGGGCUCGAACUGGAAGACUUAUCGGUUGUCGAGUCCCUCACAGCACGCACAGAAAUUGCUCCGGUGCUUGGGUUCCUUCCUGCCUAUAUUCGUCCGUUCGUUGCACGGCUUCCGGGCUUUCGCAGAGGGUCCGAUGCCGCAACGAGACUCGCCAGCCUAGCCAUCACUUCCGUCAUGCGAAGGUUAGCUGCUGCCGACUCCCGCGAGGACAUGCUCCAACGGCUGUUGGACGGUAGGGACGAGGAAGGCAACCCGAUGGAUCCAGAGGAGUUGAGUGCGGAGGCGCUCACCUUGAUCAUUGCGGGUGCUGAUACUACUGCUAAUACCACAUGCGCCAUCACCCACUUCCUCGCUCGUGACCAAUAUCGACAAGCAAAGCUGCAAGCCGAACUCGACAGCGCGUUUGCGUCCAUCGAUGGAGACAUCGCACCGUAUGAUGUGGUCAAACGCCUCCCAUACUUGGAUGCGGUCAUUGACGAAGGCUUGCGACUUCACUCAACCGUCGGGGCGGGCCUGCCGCGUAUCGUACCUCCAGGAGGCAUGACCGUACUCGGUCAAACCUUCAAGGAGGGUACAUGGAUAAGCGUUCCCAUAUAUACUGUCCACCGCAGCGAAGCCGUAUGGGGCGAAAAUGCGCACCAAUUCUGUCCGGAGCGAUGGAUCGAGCCGGACAGCGCUCGGAAGAAGCAGAUGAUGGACGCGUUUGCUCCAUUCUCGAUCGGUCCCAGGGCAUGCAUCGGACGCAACCUUGCUCUCAUGCAGCUACAUAUCAUUGUUGCAACCAUAUUCCAUCGUUACCAUUUUGUCGUUGAGGAUGACGCUGAGCUCGCCGUUCAUGAUGCUCUGGCCCGCAGGCCUGUAAAGUGCGUGGUCGGCAUGAAGCACAGAGAGUUCUGUGCUUGAGCCAAAUAUCUUUGGGGUUCCGCAUAGUGUACAAUGUUGUUCGCUGCGUUUUGUAGGACGUAUGUAAAAAAAGAUUCAAAAAACAAAACCAAGUUUUUUGUCGUUCAAAAUUUUUUUCCACAAUGACGCACUGGUCAUCUGCUGAUGGUGUCUGGGGAAAGCAUAUUCCAAUCCGAUCGAGAUGUCUAAGCCGAGAUGUAAGUCUAAAGUCCUAGAUAACCUG
Molecule: messenger RNA, 2213 nt
Organism: Laetiporus sulphureus 93-53
Lineage: Eukaryota; Fungi; Basidiomycota; Agaricomycetes; Polyporales; Laetiporaceae
Product: cytochrome P450
Exons: 7
Coding region: 332-1990 (552 amino acids)
Molecular function (GO): heme binding; monooxygenase activity; oxidoreductase activity, acting on paired donors, with incorporation or reduction of molecular oxygen
Source: RefSeq, a predicted model, not a curated record